UUCAUCUGGGGGGAAUCCGAACUAAGUUCCCCGACUGAGACCUAACAGAGAUCGAAAGAGGAGGAGGGAAAUUUGGAUCCAUAUCAUGAGAAAAUAGCAGCAGAGCAUAGGACUCAUUUUAACGCGCACAAGCAGCAAGGACCCUUCUUUACCAUGUGUUUUUAUGCUACACUCACCGUAUUAGGAUCUACAGAAGAAAGAGGACACAACUUUUAUUGACAUUUUUAUCCAUAAACUAUUGUUGUUUCUGCAGCUUAUUCUACUGGACAUUUAAUGGUCUAAGGACGCUGCAGUUGCUCCGGGAGGUUUCUGCAAGUCCGCCGGCUGAUACUGGAGUGUUUGGGAUCCAGUGAGGAUGCUGCUGGACGCCGGCCCCCAAUUCCCUGCCCUGGGUGUGGGCACCUUCGCCCGGCAUCACCACCACCAUCAUCACCAUCACGCUGCGGCAGUAGCAGCCGCUGCCGCAGCCGCAGAAAUGCAAGAGCGGGAGCUGAGCCUGGCGCAGAACAGCUUUGUAGAACCGGCGCAUAUGGGAGCCUUCAAGCUCAACCCAGGCAGUGGUUCUGGAGGUGGCAGCGGCGCAACUAACGGAGGAGGAGCUGGUGGAGGAGCCGGGGCCAACGGAUCUCACGAUUUGUCCCCACCGGGCCAGAGCUCGGCGUUUACUUCCCAAGCUGGUUACCCCUCCUCUGCCCUGGCACCGCAUGCCGCCUACACGGGCGCUGCCUCUUACAGCCCCCGGGACUUCUUGUUCCGCGGUCGCGGAUUUGCAGAGGGCCCUACAACUGGCACUGGAGGAGGUCAGCACGGCUUAUUUGGCCCCCCCACUGGCAGCCUGCACCAUCACCCGCAUCACCACCAGAUUCCGCAUGGAGAGCACCCGCAGAGCCACCUGCUGUUCCCUGGCAUCCAUGAGCAGCAUGCAGCGGUCUCACAGAAUGCCCUGGGCGGCCAGAUGCGGCUGGGGCUGCCAGGGGAGGUGUUCGGUAGAACUGAGCAGUACCGUCAGGUGUCCAGCCCCAGAGGAGACCCUUAUACCACAGCUCAACUACAUAACCAGUAUGGCCCCAUGAACAUGGGCAUGAACAUGGCUGCCCACCAUCAUCACCACCACCACCCUGGGGCCUUCUUUAGGUACAUGAGACAGCAAUGUAUAAAGCAGGAACUCAUCUGCAAAUGGAUUGACCCAGAGCAGCUCAGCAAUCCCAAAAAAAGCUGCAACAAGACUUUCAGUACAAUGCACGAACUGGUCACCCAUGUGUCAGUGGAGCAUGUAGGGGGCCCAGAGCAGAGCAACCACAUCUGCUUCUGGGAGGAGUGCGCCAGGGAGGGAAAGCCCUUUAAAGCCAAAUACAAACUGGUCAACCACAUCAGAGUGCACACUGGGGAGAAGCCUUUCCCCUGCCCCUUCCCGGGAUGUGGCAAAGUCUUCGCCAGGUCGGAGAACCUUAAGAUUCACAAAAGAACGCACACAGGAGAAAAACCAUUCCAGUGUGAAUUUGAAGGCUGUGAUAGACGUUUUGCCAACAGCAGCGACAGAAAGAAGCACAUGCAUGUCCACACUUCAGACAAGCCCUAUCUGUGCAAGAUGUGUGACAAGUCUUACACCCACCCCAGCUCCCUGAGAAAACACAUGAAGGUGCAUGAAUCUUCACCCCAAGGUUCUGAAUCUUCCCCAGCUGCCAGCUCUGGUUAUGAAUCCUCUACCCCUCCAGGCCUGGUAUCACCUAGCACUGAAACACAGACCACCAACUUGUCCCCAACGGCAGCCGGGGUGUCUGCUGUACACAGCGUGUCAGGUGGGGCAGGGGGAGCUCUCUCCUCAAACUUCAAUGAAUGGUACGUCUAGGGGCCCCUACUAGCUCCUAUAGGACACUUGAGAAGCCAACAGGGACAUUGCAGGAACCUAAAUUCACCAGCCAAGCGGACACUCCCAUGUGAGAAUGAUCAUCAGCACCAGCAAGGAUUACAUACAAAAACGCUGCAAAUGAUGUACAAAAAAGCAUGAAGAUAUUAUACACCAGAAUCUAUUUAUUCCUCCCAACCCCCAAAUAUGAGAACUGUUUUACUCUUGACCUACACCAACAUUUCCCUUCCCCUAUGUAUAUAGACAAUACCUACAGGCAGAAGCUAAAGGCAGUUUCUUCUUUGUCUAUGACUUUUAUACCGCAGUAGAUGCGGUUUUACAAAAACAGACGUUGGUUUAAUCUCCAAUUUCAAAACAAAAAUAAGAUGAGACUUGUCUCUUUUGUAUUGUGGUAUUAAGUAUUUGUGUCCUUUUUAUUAAGGAAGCUUGAUUGUAAAUUUCAUGCAACUGGACUGGGGAAUAAAAAACUGUGCCAAAGUCUUUUUUUUUUUUUUUUUUUUUUUUCCAUCCAUCUACAGCAGACAUUUAUACUAAAGGCUUGUGAAUGUACUUUAUGUUAACAGUUUGUGAUGUUUUGUGCUUUUGCAAGUUCAACUUGUUAGUUACUGUUUGAAAGACUGUGGGGCAUCUUAAACUAAUGUGCAGUUAGCUUUUACCAUAUCUACAGCCUUCCUCUUGUAAAUAUUUCUUACCAUAUUUAUCCAUUUGUAAUUAAAUUAUGGUAUACACUUGCUACAGAGGAAACACUAUUUAUAAAAAAAAAAAAAGUUUCUUAACUAUAAAUAUGUACAAUUGUGAGCAUAAA
Molecule: messenger RNA, 2672 nt
Organism: Bombina bombina (fire-bellied toad)
Lineage: Eukaryota; Metazoa; Chordata; Amphibia; Anura; Bombinatoridae
Gene: ZIC2
Product: Zic family member 2
Exons: 3
Coding region: 356-1849 (497 amino acids)
Biological process (GO): regulation of transcription by RNA polymerase II; central nervous system development
Cellular component (GO): nucleus
Molecular function (GO): DNA-binding transcription factor activity, RNA polymerase II-specific; RNA polymerase II cis-regulatory region sequence-specific DNA binding
Source: RefSeq, a predicted model, not a curated record